AUGAAUACAGGGCCACGGGUGCGGAAAGUGCGGCCCAAGAAGGAGUCGGAAAAGCGGCCGCGAACAGCCUUCACUGCUGAGCAACUGGCGCGGCUCAAAAAGGAGUUCCAAGACAACAAGUACCUGACAGAGGCCAGACGUCAGGAACUCUCGCGCGAGCUGCGGCUCAAUGAGGCCCAGAUCAAAAUCUGGUUCCAGAAUAAACGUGCGAAGCUGAAGAAGGCAUCGGGCCAGCGAAACGCCUUGGCCAUGAAGCUGAUGGCCGAGGGCUUGUACAACCACGCCACCAUCCCCAUCAAGGAAGACGAGGAUGAGGAGAUGGUCGUCAUGGCCGCCGAACACCAGCGCCUCCAGCAGCAGCAGCAGCAGGCCCACGCCUCUCAGCCACACACCCCUACGUGA
This is a messenger RNA of Notodromas monacha, 402 nucleotides long. Lineage: Eukaryota; Metazoa; Arthropoda; Ostracoda; Podocopida; Cyprididae. The record is from the annotation of a GenBank genome assembly.